Messenger RNA from Plasmodium reichenowi, 1080 nucleotides. RefSeq names its product translocation associated membrane protein, putative. The transcript is spliced from 3 exons. Gene Ontology annotation, molecular function: sphingosine N-acyltransferase activity. The record is from RefSeq and is a predicted model, not a curated record. NCBI's taxonomy places the organism in Eukaryota, Apicomplexa, Aconoidasida, Haemosporida, Plasmodiidae. Gene Ontology annotation, cellular component: membrane; endoplasmic reticulum. Gene Ontology annotation, biological process: ceramide biosynthetic process. The coding region runs from base 1 to 1080 and encodes 359 amino acids.
AUGGAUAAGGAAUAUUUGCAUACCUUAGAAGAAUAUUUUCUUAGCGUUAAGAAUAAGGGAUAUGUCGAGCAAUAUUUGAUUAACCCUAAAUUAAGCAGAUGGGAUUUUAUAAUUUUUUUUGUUUUUUUUGUAUUGAUAACGUUGUUACGAUUGGUGGUUUCAGGUGUACAAAAGGAGGUAAUAAGAAGGAAUAGUAUAUUACAUGGAUUAUCAAGAAAUUCUUUAUUAGAUAGAGUUAAUAGAAAAUAUGAUAUAUCUAAAAGUGGUUCUUUAUAUAAAUGGAAAGAGAAUUUUUGGUUUGCUUUAUGGCAUAGUUUUUCUUUUACAUAUAACUUUAUUUUAUUAUUUCUUAUGUCUGGGUAUUUAAAUAAUAAGAAUGGAUGGAUAAAAAUGUGUUUCAAAGAGCGUACAGGAAAAUGGUUUUUCUUAGUUACAGAAGAAGAAUAUAAAGAAAAUAAAAGAGGAUGGCCUUUUAUGUAUAUAAAUAAUUCUGUAUAUUAUUUUUAUAUAUUACAAAUAUCUUACUGGUUUUCAUGUCUGUUUUAUUUAAAUUAUGAAAUAAGAAGAAAAGAUUAUUAUGUAUUUGUAUUACAUCAUUUAUCUACAAUUAUCUUAUUAACAUACUCACAUGUAUUAAAUUUUUGGAGAGUAGGAUUAUUAAUAUUAUUUGUUCAUGAUAUUGUUGAUAUCGUUCUGUACCUUUCGAAAUUAUUAAAUUACACCAACUUAAAAAACAGGAUUUUUCUUACCUUUUUUUAUAUACUUUUCGUUUUAUAUUAUUUCUUCUUUCGAAUAUUCUUAUAUUUUUAUUAUAUAGUUUUACCUUUAAGUAAUACAAAAAUUAUAAGGUCUUAUACGGACGGUUUUAUAUCAUCCCACAAGGACGUCCCUGGGGGGUUGGUCCUUCUUAUAUUCUUGUGGACCCUCAUGGCUAUGCAUGUGUAUUGGUUUUUCCUUAUUUUAAAAAUGAGUCGCCUCUUUAUAAUCAAGACAAUGAAAAAUGAAAAAAUUACGGACAUUCGAAGUGAUAAUGAGGAUGAUAGUACAUCUACAAUGGAAAGUAUAAAAAAGGAAGAUUAG